Molecule: messenger RNA, 5257 nt
Organism: Nycticebus coucang (slow loris)
Lineage: Eukaryota; Metazoa; Chordata; Mammalia; Primates; Lorisidae
Gene: HECA
Product: hdc homolog, cell cycle regulator
Exons: 4
Coding region: 298-1914 (538 amino acids)
Source: RefSeq, a predicted model, not a curated record
CAAAACAAGCCGGAGACCCGCCUUUUCCCUCCGGCUCGGGAGCGUCUCGCUCGUGCCCCGGGCCCGUGGCGCCCGCGCGCCUGCGAGCCUCGGUGGCCGCGCGCCGGCUCCAGGAAGCCGGGGAGGGCGCGGCGGCCGGGAUGGCGCGGCGCGGGCCGCGCGGCUAGACGGGCUCUGUAGGAGCCGCCGGCCCGCGCCCUCCCUCCUUUCCCAGAGCCGGCUCCUCACGGGGCCGGGAGCGACCACGCUCGGGGAGCCGUCUUCCCUCACGCUGGGCACCCGGACGCUUGCGGCGAGAUGCCCAACCCCAAAAACAGCAAAGGCGGCCGCAAAAACAAGCGCGCCAACAGUAGCGGGGACGAGCAGGAAAAUGGAGCCGGGGCCCUGGCAGCGGCGGGCGCGGCGGCCGGGGGGGCCCAGGCGGCGGCGGCCGGCUGCGGGGCGGCGGCGGCAGGCGCGCCGGGCACCGGGGGCGCAGCGGGCGCAGGAGGCACGGGCUCUGGCGCCGCGAACGCCGCGGCCGCCGCGGGGGCUGCAGCCGCGGGCGACGCCAAGAACGAAGCCCCCUGUGCCACGCCCCUGAUCUGCAGCUUCGGGAGGCCGGUGGACCUGGAGAAGGACGACUACCAGAAGGUGGUGUGUAACAACGAGCACUGCCCCUGCAGCCCUUGGAUGCACCUGCAGUGCUUCUACGAGUGGGAGAGCAGCAUCCUGGUCCAGUUCAACUGCAUCGGCCGCGCGCGCAGCUGGAACGAGAAGCAGUGCCGCCAGAACAUGUGGACAAAGAAGGGCUACGACCUGGCCUUCCGCUUCUGCUCCUGCCGCUGCGGGCAGGGCCACUUAAAGAAGGACACGGACUGGUACCAGGUGAAGCGGAUGCAGGACGAGAAGAAGAAGAAGUCUGGCUCGGAGAAGAACACAGGGAGGCCCCCCGGCGAGGCUGUGGAGGAGGCGAAAAAGUGCAGGCCCCCGAGUAAGCCCCAGAAAGGCCCGAGCCACGACCUGCCCCGGCGCCAUUCCAUGGACCGGCAGAACUCCCAGGAGAAGGCGGGUGGAGCCUACGGCGCCCGCUCCCCGUGCGGCUCCCCGGGCCAGUCCCCACCCACCGGCUACUCCAUCCUCUCCCCUGCCCACUUCAGUGGCCCCCGUUCCUCCAGGUACCUCGGGGAGUUCUUAAAGAACGCCAUCCAUCUGGAGCCUCACAAGAAGGCCCUGGCCGGGAGCCAUGUGUUCAGAAACGCCCACUUUGAUUACAGCCCAGCCGGGCUGUCGGUUCACAGGGGGGGACACUUCGACGCCCCUGUGCAGUUCCUGCGGCGGCUGGACCUCUCUGAGCUCCUCGCUCACAUCCCCAGGCAUAAGUUGAACACUUUCCAUGUGCGGAUGGAAGACGACGCCCAAGUGGGCCAGGGGGAGGAUCUGCGGAAGUUCAUUCUCGCAGCCCUCAGUGCCAGCCACAGGAACGUGGUGAACUGCGCUCUGUGUCACCGGGCGCUCCCGGUGUUCGAACAGUUCCCACUGGUGGACGGAACUCUGUUCUUAAGCCCCUCGAGGCAUGAUGAGAUCGAGUAUGAUGUUCCUUGUCACCUUCAAGGGAGACUCAUGCAUCUAUAUGCGGUGUGCGUGGACUGCCUGGAAGGGGUUCACAAGAUCAUCUGCAUCAAGUGUAAGUCGCGGUGGGAUGGUAGCUGGCACCAGCUGGGCACCAUGUACACCUACGACAUCCUGGCUGCCUCUCCGUGCUGUCAGGCCCGCCUGAACUGUAAGCACUGUGGGAAGCCGGUGAUCGACGUGCGGAUCGGGAUGCAGUACUUCUCCGAGUAUAGCAACGUCCAGCAGUGUCCACACUGUGGGAACCUGGACUACCAUUUCGUGAAGCCAUUUUCCUCCUUCAAAGUUCUCGAAGCUUAUUGAUGAAAGCUUUGCUUUAGUAAUAGCUAUUUUAUUGAUAUUAUUACUUUAUUACAUAUCUUUUAUAGGGAAACAUUCUGUGACAUUAAUUUCUUUUCUAAAUUAAAGGAGGGUUACUUUGUGUAUGUGCGCCACUAAAAUGGGGGCUUCCCCUCGCCCUGUCUUGAUUCCUGAGUGUUAGUCUGUGGUUAUGACCAGAGCCCAGGUGGGUAAUCCUGUGAGCUUGGUUAGGGCUCACCCUCACUACGAGUCUCUGAUGCAGCUUUAAAUGUUGGGGAGGAUGGCAUGAGUUUAGGAGAGGGAUUAUGUGGUUUGUUAACUGUAAGUGUGAUUGGAGUUAGAAGGAAACUCUUAACUAAAAUCUUAACUUUCUGAAGACCCGCUUUUAGAUCUUCCCUGGGCCUUGGAAAAGAAUAUGUGACAAGUGAAUGUAAUUCUGCCUGGAGAACAAAUAGUGUAUUAUAUUAGUUUAUCUUGGCUUCUGUCCUGCAGUACAGCUGACAUGCAGUUUACUAGCACCAGUAGAUGGUUUGAAAUGGGCAUACCUGCUGUUUCCAUCAUUGUUGUAAUUUAACGGUCAAUUUUUAUACUGAAAAUAAUAACCCAAUUUUAGGACAUAUGUUAUUAAACCUGUUGGUAUUCCAAAUAUUUAGGUAGCUGACCUGUAACAGAGAAUAUGUGAAACGAAUUGGGAAAUAAUGCAUACUGACUUGAGGGCACAAAGGUAGAAUUCUUUCAUUUGAAUUUUGUCUUUGAAGUUUCUCAAACUAGCACUUAAAGAAGAUCCAUAAAUAACAUGAUUCUUCUUACAGGUAAAUCACACAGCCACAGAAUCCAAUUGAUGAGUUUCAGAACCAAAUAUUGACAUAUUUAUUGUCCCCAAAAUUUCUUAAGUCCACCUUUAACCUAUUAGAUACUGAGUUUCCAAAAUCAACGAUUUGACCCUAGGAAAGAGAGAGAACAAACAUUUGAGAGGAUGAUGAAGAAAAGAAUAAUUUUAAUAUUACCUUUUAAAAUGUGUUUUAUUUUGGAAAAUCACUGAUAAUAAUGCGUAACAGCAUAUUUGAAAAAAUAGACCAUUCUAAAGAUCCCAUGAUACCUAACAGUUGGUGGGAAGAAAAAGAUUAUCAUAUAUACAGCUUGAUUAGUCAGAGCAUUUGGCAUCCAAAACACCACCUUUUAUUCAUUAGAAGUAAAUACUGUAGGCUGACAUUCUCUACCCUUUCAGAACUGAAAUAUGAUUUCUCAAAGAUGAACGUGAGAAUUUCAUGUAUAGUAUGCAUAUGUACUAAAAGAAUGCUGAAAACAAUCACUAUGGAUAGCCAAAUUUGGGGUUGAAGUGAACAUUUUAUGUUGCUCAUUGGUAUAUACCAUUUUUUUCUCAGUGGGGUUUUCAUUUUAGAAGCGUUUAGGCAUUAUUGCAAAUGGGUUUCAGUUCUAUAUGAAAUAUUUGAUGUUUUGUUUGAAACAGCCCAACAUUAAAGAACCAAUACAUUAACUAAUAUUUUUCAUCUUUCAGUUUGGAAGAUUGUUAUUUGGUUUGCUGCAUCUAGUUUGGUGUUUGAUGAUCUGAAAAAUGUUUCACAGUAGGGGAAAAUGAACAAAAUGCCAAUAAGAAGCAGGAAAUCGUUAUUGGUCUUGAUAGUGUUUGCUGGAACUAAAAGACAUAACUCUUGCAAAUUUGUCUUUAAGACACAAAGUUGUGAUAGUGAAUUAACUGUUUCCCUAUUGAUUCUCUAAUGUAUCCCAAGUCUGAAAAUUGGUAAGUUUCUCUUGUUUUCAGAAUACCAUGUAGAUUUUCUGGAUUUAAAAUAAAUGGUAAAAUAUUUGUAAUGCUGGUCUUUAACCCACCUAAAUUUUUAUAGUGAAACCUUUAUAUUGUUAUUCUAAAGCUAAAAGUUGACCUCUACAUUAUAUUCAGUGAGCUCCUGAGCUUGAAACUGCUGUGGGCAUAGUGUAUGCUGCAUUUCAUAUUUUCUUUUUAGAUUUUUUUCUACCCCCCCACCCUCCCCCCAAUAAGUAUGAUGAGGUUUCAUUAUAAUUGGGUAAACUUGCUUCUGGACAUUAUUUUGAUGAUAGGAUUCUAUGGAUAUAUGCAGUAUGUAAAAAGAGAAGCAUGAAUAUCAUACUGAGAAUAUCUGUUGUCUUGAAGGUAAUUCAUUCUUAUGUAAAAGGGAAAAUUUGUCUGAUUAGGAAUAAAAUGAAAUUGAGUGCACAGCACUAUACAGGUAAAUCUUAUUUUGGAAAUCUGCUGACUUUAAUACCCCACAAUUGCCCUGAGUACCUUGAUUGGAAUUUAAAUAUGUCAAGAAAGAUUAUUAUUUUUGUUGUUGUUAGUAUAUUAGUUACCUAAGAGGUCCAGUUUCUGUUUCUCUGAUGAAUAGUGUUCAGUAACAUAAAGCAUUUUUCGUCUACUCUUAAUAUUUUUUAAUCAUUUACUUUUAAAAGCUUUAUGUCUUGAACAAAUGCAAUUAUCUGCUUCAGUGAGAAGAUAAUUUCUGAUUGGUCAUUUUUUCUUCAGGCCAUCUCUCCUGUCCACUCUUCUGGUUACAUCGGAACUACCUGGUAUAUCAGGUUUAUACCUUGAAAUAUAGACAUGAUGUUAUGAAGUUAGGGAGUUGGAUAAAUUCCCAUUUUGAUUACAAAGGAGAAUUCCUCAAAUGCCCUUUAAUUUCUGGUUGUUUUUUUUUUUUUUAAAGAAGUUUACUUUUUGAGUAAAAGUUAUUUCAUAUCUGGGGAAAAUUAACUUAUCAAAAAGAAUCUCUAUUGGUCUUCAAACCCUAAAACUAAACAGAUCGACUGACAUAUAUACAUAUAAAUACAUAUAUAUGUAUAUAUGUAUAACUUAGUAGAGCACCAAAACUAACUUGCGCAAAUCUUAACAUUUAGUCCUGCAAGACCAAUGCUUAACAUGCAGUUUGUUCUCCUGUGGCCAGGUCGGUAACUCUAGUUUGCUGUUCUGUUCGGUCUCCUGGUAUAGCGGUGAAGUUUUUGGAGGUUGGGGAUGAGGUGAGGAGAAGGUGCUCUUGUUUAGCCUUUUGUUUCCUGUGAUAGGGCGCUGCCUAACCUAGUUCAUCUUCAUGUCCUGUUGACUUUAUUAUUAUUCCAGGUAAUUGAAAGAAAAUAUAAUGGAUGCACAAAUAAAUCCAGCUCAAAAAAAUAUUCUUGUCAGUAAAGAUUUCUUGUCAAGAUGUCUUGGAUUGCACUUUUGUUGAGGGAAGACAGUGUAAAUAGUUAAAAGAACGUUGAUACAAUUGAAGCAUUUGGUUGUGGAAUUGUGUGUGGUGUUAGAGGGUUUCUGUUUGUGAAAUGUAUGUAUUAAAAAUAAUAAAAUUUCAGAAACUAA